CGAUUGUGCGACCGUCCCGUCGCGCUGGAUCUCUCCCAUACGUGAUAUGGGAUGUACGAGCAGCAGCAAGAGUAAAACGAACGGAAAACUUACGGCGGAGGAAGGAGCGGAUUUGCUCGACACCUAUAUGAGACUGGACAGGGACAUUUUCAGGGAAGAGCGAAGUCCUCCUGCUCCGGCUUUAGGCCAUGCAAUGGUGAAGUUGGACAGGCUCACAACACAAUUGGAUUUGGCAAUGAUGGACGCGUCGUUAGACCAUGAUGAACACCACAUAGCCGUACCAGGAACUGUCCCUGAGAUUGACACGACUCGGCUGGAAAACUACGACGAUUCAAUAAGGAGAGUCCUACAUGAGCUUUCUUUGAAUAGGAUGCCAGACCAGGCGAUGGAACACGAGGAAUUCAUAUCCACUUUGAAUCGAAAGGCUAUGAAGCAACACCGUAUUUUCUGGUUGAACAGGAGAAAACAAGAUGCCCAAGAUGAGGUGACGAGGUUGUCCGAACGGGUUCAACAUCUUCAAAAUCUCUACCAACACCACGACACUCUUACAAACAGUGUAGGCUCUCCGAAAUCCGAGCUUAGAGGUGAAGCGGACCGUCUGCGGAGCUACAGGGACACUCUUUACUCCGGGGAACUCUCCUGGAAGGAAGCAGGACGUCUCGUCCAAGCUGCUGCCACACUGGGGAGGUCAGGGGUCGACAGCUGGUCAGAACUUCAGGACACACUAAAUACAGACUCCAGAUGGACGCUGGCACAGGCGGCAAGAAAUUGCAUCCAUGAGGCUCUGCUCUGCAUUAACGCAGGACAGGCCGUACUUCCGGGCGUACAGUUUCCCUAUUGCUCACAGAGGGAAAUUCAAACUGUCCACCAGGUUCUUGAAUACCUUUAUACGGACAUGCAGAUACCGGAACGGUACAAGCACGCUGCCAAUGUCUACAGCAGCUUUCAGAAACGUACCUCUGCCCUUUACCAAUGGAUCAACAAGAUGGUCGAAGAGACGAUACACAAAGACUUGGUCGACGUUGAUCAAAAAUUGGCAGAAAUAACGAGAAAUAUGACGAAUCAAACUGUGAACAACAUUCGCCAAAUGGCCGGUCUGGGCGGAGUGAAGGACGAUGAAAGUCUAACGGCAAGGAUGAGGGACUUGGAUAGAAAAUUGUUGACGAAUUCCGUAAUUAACAACACAAUUGUGUUCAGGCACGAUCCCCUCCGGCCUAUUCUUCACUGACAUUUAAAACAACCGAAAGCCAAUAAUUUGGGUCGUGGACGUUUUGGAUUGACUUAAUUUGAUAGGCAAUACAAAAAUUCUGACCCUCAAAAUUUAGCCACACUCGUAAAAUUUUGGUCACGUCACUGACGUAACAGAAAACUUGAACCUUCUGUUGAUACGAAGAGUCAGUAUUUUUUCUAAAAAAACGAGACCAAAUAAACUUAUUUUGAGCUUAAAAAUAUAAAUAAAUAAGAAUUAAAUAGUAUUUGAACGAAAUCAAAUAAAAUUAUUUAAGAAUAUGAUCUAGAGAGAGACUGAUCAGUCUGAUAGUUAAGUGGUUUUAUCUUCUUAAAUAUUCCCCAGCCUUUCAUCCCUGUGUAUAUAUACUUUUUUUCAAUUAUUUAAAUUAAUGUUUAAAGUUGAAGUAAAUUAUGUUUGACAAUAAAUUGGGUUGUUGUUUGUUCUGGAAAUUGUUUUUAGCUGUUAAAAUACUUAAAGUUAUAUUUUGUGAUGGUUUAUAAGUUUGGUAUAGAGUUCAGUUUAAAUUUUUAAAUGUUGUUGUACUUCCGGAUCCGAGGUAGACGAGAGAGAGAGAGAGAGAGUUAACGCGUCAUGCUCUCGGUUUGUAAACCCGCGGUCGUGGGUUCUAUUCCCAACGUUGCCACUGGAAUUUCCGACCUUGACCCAUCUUUCGAAAAUUAUAACUUCUUCGCACAAAUAAAAAAAAAAAAAAAUGUGUAUUACUGCAAAGUUGUAAACCUAUAAAAGGACCCAAUGGUAUAAUAAAGCACAGACCAACCACUGGAGAUGGCGUUAUUUCGUAACUCGAGAAGAUCGAUGUUUGAAUUCAUCACCACGCACACUUCAGCACAAUAUUUCACCAAAAACAUCAAAUAUUAAAAAUUCUCAAAAUUUGCCUGAUUUGAAACAAUCUUUGAAUUUUUACGUACUUUUUUUUGUGUUACGCUUUUAGGUUGUACAUAUUCUAUACGUAACCAAUAACAAAUGCCAUCGGUUUUAAGUAAAAUAUUUUAAAAGAAAACGCCUGACUCCGAUAUCUUAUCGAAAAAAUUGGGCCAAGAAAUCGUGUCAGUUUUGAUAACUGACUUGUUCAUUUGUUAAAACACACAGAAUCUUCAUAUUUCAAUUAUUUUUAUUCAAUUAAUUAAGGUUUUGAUAGAGAUAAAAAGUCAGUGUCAC
Molecule: messenger RNA, 2410 nt
Organism: Cimex lectularius (bed bug)
Lineage: Eukaryota; Metazoa; Arthropoda; Insecta; Hemiptera; Cimicidae
Exons: 10
Coding region: 47-1228 (393 amino acids)
Source: RefSeq, a predicted model, not a curated record